CAAAACUACAAAGCGGGAGAGAGUGAGGGAGAGACAACCACGACACAAGGCCACGAUGAGGACGCUGGUUGCUUCCAUCUGCCUCCUCCUCCUUCUACCCUUUUCUGCAUCAUCUUCUUCUUCCUCCUCCAACUCCAGAUCCAUCCCCAUCUCAAAUUUCAGCUUCCCACAGCAGCAGCAGCAGAGCAAUAUCAUCACGCAUCUCCCUGGCUUCGAGGGACCCCUCCCCUUCCAACUCCAAACAGGGUAUGUGGAGGUUGACGAGAGCAAUGGCGUCCGCCUCUUCUACUACUUCAUCCGGUCGGAGAGGAACCCGGCAGAGGACCCCGUCAUGCUCUGGCUCACUGGUGGCCCUGGAUGCUCCGCCUUUUCUGGCCUCGUCUACGAGAUCGGCCCUCUGAGUUUUGACCGUCGCACCUACGUCGAUGGCUUGCCCAAGCUGCUUUAUAAACCAGACGCAUGGACAAAGGUUAGCAAUGUCAUCUUCCUGGAUUCCCCUGUAGGAACUGGCUUCUCAUACUCCGUAACACCACAAGGAUACGAAUCAAGUGACACCAAAGCUGUCACGCAAAUUGUCGUCUUCCUCACAAAGUGGUUUGAUGAGCACCCAGAGUUCUUGUCAAACCCUUUCUACGUUGCCGGUGACUCCUACAGUGGUAUGAUUGUGCCAGCCAUCACCCUUGAAAUUGCUAAAGGGAAGGAAGAUGGCAAUGGGCCAGCUCUUAAUCUAAAGGGUUACCUUGUGGGUAAUCCAGUCACGGAUGGGAAUUUUGACAAUCCAGCCAAAGUACCGUUUGCUCAUGGAAUGGGUCUCAUAUCUGAUGAAAUGUACCAGGCAUACAAGGAUAGCUGCGGUGCAGACCAAAGCAGACAGCAAAGCCGUCAGUGCACAAGUAGUCAUGAUGUCAUUGAUGAGUGUGUCAAGGACAUAUGCCCAAACCAUAUUCUGGAGCCAAUGUGCACUUUUGCAAGCCCACAUCGAUACAAUCUGAAGCUGAGUUCAGGUGCACGGGAGAUGCUCCGGCUGCAAGACUACACUGCCAGGACCGGGCUUCAACUGUCUGAGAUUUCUACAGAGUGCAGAACGGCAGAAUAUCUUAUGUCCAGAACAUGGGCAAACAAUGAAAUAGUCAGAGAGGCUCUUGGUAUCCACAUGGGACCAGUUCCUUUAUGGAUAAGAUGCAACUACGACAUACUGUACGCUAACGAUAUUCACAGUUCAGUGAAAUAUCAUCUCGAGGUCACCAAAAGAGGCUACAAAUGUCUAGUUUACAGUGGUGAUCACGACAUGGUCAUACCUUUCAUCGGCACGCAAGCCUGGAUCAGGUCUCUGAAUUUCUCCGUUGUGAAUGAAUGGAGACCAUGGUACGUCGAUGCACAAGUUGCAGGAUAUACAAGGUCAUAUUCAAAUAACCUCACAUUCGCAACCGUAAAGGGCGGCGGACAUACUGCUCCAGAGUACAUGCCAAAGCAAUGCCUUGCUAUGUUUGCAAGGUGGGUUUCUGGUGAAACUCUUUGAUGGUCAAUUUCAGCCUCAGAUGGUUGUUACUCGGUGCAUCACACUGCAAAAUGCAGAGUGAUAAUUGGUCAAAAUGUACAAGGAUGCUGUACCAAGGUAGACGCAACAAUUGAGAACUCAUAAUGCAAAAUAUUAUU
Messenger RNA from Lolium rigidum, 1656 nucleotides. Its product is annotated as serine carboxypeptidase-like 15. The transcript is spliced from 12 exons. Gene Ontology annotation, biological process: proteolysis; secondary metabolic process. The record is from RefSeq and is a predicted model, not a curated record. Gene Ontology annotation, molecular function: serine-type carboxypeptidase activity; acyltransferase activity, transferring groups other than amino-acyl groups. NCBI's taxonomy places the organism in Eukaryota, Viridiplantae, Streptophyta, Magnoliopsida, Poales, Poaceae. The coding region runs from base 56 to 1519 and encodes 487 amino acids.